This is a messenger RNA of Fusarium proliferatum ET1, 1479 nucleotides long. RefSeq lists its product as uncharacterized. Gene Ontology annotation, molecular function: hydrolase activity, hydrolyzing O-glycosyl compounds. NCBI's taxonomy places the organism in Eukaryota, Fungi, Ascomycota, Sordariomycetes, Hypocreales, Nectriaceae. The record is from RefSeq and is a predicted model, not a curated record. The coding region runs from base 1 to 1479 and encodes 492 amino acids. The transcript has a single exon.
AUGGUGGACGACUCCCAACAACGGAACCACUUACUCGGCGAUUGGACGGAUAUUGAGCAGAAUCGUAUCAUGGAGGAAGAAAAUGAGCAUCAAAACGAGGAUGGAGAAUUGGAACAAGAAUUGGGACCGACGAAAAAAACCAGACGGCGUGUUCGAUUCGCUGACUCCGAGAAGCCCACAACUCAAAGGCGAUCCUGGACCCGGACACGAACACGGAGAUUUAGUUGUCUACGCAGUCCAAGUAGCGCAAUUCUCCUCGCUGCUUUAUUGCUAUGUCUUGGAGCCGGAUAUGCAUAUCGCUGGAAGGUCGAGACCGCAUUGCAUCGGAGCUGGAUCCCUGAUGCUGCCACCGAACGAUUCAGCCAGAGCCCGUUGCCCCCGCCUCCAGAGCAUCUUCAAAUCACCAACUAUACACUCCCUCUACGGACGAGAGGACGAGAUAUUGUAGAUGUCAACGGCCGCCGUUUCAAGUUAGCCUCGGUGAACUGGUAUGGUGCCAGCGACGAGUUCUUUGUCACUGGAGGUUUGGAUAUCCAACAUCGCGAUGAUAUUGCAAAGACUAUCAAGAAGCUAGGCUUCAACAGUGUGAGGCUACCUUAUGCUGAUGAGUUAGUCAUCAAGAAUCCAGUUGUCGAAGAAAAACACCUUCGCGCAAAUCCCGACCUGGUCGGCCUGAGGGCACUGGACAUCUUUCAUGCUAUUGUUCAGACGCUGACUAAAUCGGGCAUCGCUGUCAUCGUAAAUAACCACAUAACCAGCGCAACCUGGUGUUGCGGUGCUGAUCCCUGUGAUGCUGGCUGGUCGAACGACCAUUUGGGCCCCAUGUGUCGGGUGCGACAGACUGAGGACGAAUGGAUCCAGCACUGGGAGACUAUCAUGCUCCCGCACAUCAACAACCCGCUUGUCAUUGGUGUUGAUCUCAGGAAUGAGAUCCGUGGCCUUUGGGGUACCAUGCCGUGGUCGAAGUGGGCACCAGCUGCUGAAAGAUGCGGCAACCGACUUCUUCAGAUGAAUAGGGACUGGCUCGUCAUAGUCGAGGGCACUGAGUCUUCCAACGAUCUGUCCAAGGUGUGCAAACGUCCUAUCCUGCUGGACGUUACCCACCGACUAGUAUACUCAGCACACGUGUACGCUUGGUCUGGCUGGGGGAGCUGGGAGGGCCGUUUCCUUCAGCGAGACUACGACUCAUUCGCGAAGACGAUGCACCAUAACUGGGGAUACAUCAUCGAUAAACAGAUUGCCCCUGUGUGGGUCGGCGAGAUCGGGGCGCCUGUGCAGCCCUCUGUUGGUGACGCCAAUUACUGGCAGCACCUAGUACGUUUCCUCCAGGACAAAGAUUCUGAUUUUGGAUACUGGGCGCUGAAUGCCCGGAAGCCCAAGGGGAAUGCAACGGAGAGAUAUGGCCUACUUCAAGACGAUUGGAAGACUCCAGUGCUUGAUUAUCGGAUGAAGGAUAUGCUUGAGCUCAUGUCGGCUUGA